UUGUACCGAAACCAAAAAAAGAAACCUAAUCUGAAGAUCAAAGUCCUGGAAAGGAAGCCCUAAACUUGUUUAAAUAGAAGUAAAAAUUAAAGAAGAUACUAUAACUGAGUAAAUUAAGAAUGGAGGAACAAUGCUGAAAGAGUAUUCUAAACAUGCAUCAGAUGUUGUCUAAGGUUAGGAUGAUGUACGAGUUUUCCAUAAAUAUAGCAGCACAUCAAAUAAAGAAAUGAAAAAAAGAAUAAGAAGUUUGUAAAUGGGAUAUUAUAAAAAGAUGAAUUUGUGGAAAAUUUAGAGAAAAUGGAGAAGGAAAAAAAACCUCAUGAUUAUUAAGUUAUUUUGAAUGCUCUUAGUUAACAUUAUUUCUUUGCACAUAUUAGCGAUUAACACAAGUAUAGAUUUAAUUAUGAGCCAAGAGAAGACAUUGUAAUGAAAAUGUUUUAUUGCAGAGUAGCAGCAAAUGAAUUUGUUUUUUAAGAAAAUGAUUAAGCAAAUGCCUAUUUUAUUUUUGAUUAAGGAGUUUGUGAUAUUUUGGGGAUGUAAAAAAGUAACUUUCUAUUGGAGAAGGUUUUGGGGAAUUAGCAUUAUUAUAUGGAGCACCUCGCUCUGCUUCAGUUAAAACAAAAGAUGGUUAGUUUUUGUUUUAAAUUAGAGUGUUUCUUUUGGUGUAUUGAUAGAGGGACUUUUAGAGCUGCGUGGAAGAGCUGGUUUAAAAAGAAUAUGAUGAAAAUAGAAAAUGUAUUGAUUCGAUCAAGUUUUUUGAAU
Molecule: messenger RNA, 762 nt
Organism: Paramecium octaurelia
Lineage: Eukaryota; Ciliophora; Oligohymenophorea; Peniculida; Parameciidae
Source: the annotation of a GenBank genome assembly